AUGGAGAAUCCAAACAAUGUGACUGAAUUUAUUCUUCUGAGCAUUACAAGGAUUCCAGAGUUGAGGACAAUAUUCUCUGCUUUGUUUCUUAUCAUGUACUUGGCCACACUGCUGGGAAACCUAUUGAUUGUGAUAACUAUAACUGUGAGUCCGAAUCUGAGGUCCCCCAUGUACUUUUUUCUCAUUUCCUUGUCUCUUUUGGAUGUCAUCUACUCUUCAGUCACUGCUCCCAAGUUGGUUGUAGACUCUCUGUCUGAGAACACUACCAUCUCCCUAGAAGGCUGCAUGACCCAGCUCUUUGCUGAGCACUUCUUUGGUGGUGUGGAGAUCAUCCUUCUCAUGGUGAUGGCCUAUGACCGCUAUGUGGCCAUCUGUAAACCUCUGCACUACAUGACCAUCGUUAGUCCUCGAGUGUGCUGCCUGAUGGUGGGAGGGGCCUGGGUGGGAGGAUUUGCACAUGCAACCAUUCAACUUCUCUUCAUGUAUCAAAUACCUUUCUGCGGCCCCAAUGUCAUUGAUCAUGUGAUCUGUGACUUGUUUCCACUGUUGCAACUGGCCUGCAUGGACACACAGAUCCUGGGUCUCUUAGUCAUUCUCAACAGUGGGGUGAUGUGUGUGACCAUUUUCCUUGUUCUCUUCUCUUCCUAUGUGGUCAUCCUGUGCUCCCUGAAGUCUUGCAGUUCUGAAGGAAGGCGCAAAGCCCUCUCCACAUGUAGUUCUCACUUCACAGUGGUUGUGCUGUUCUUUGUACCUUGCAUCUUCUUGUACAUGAGGCCUGUAGUCACUUACCCCAUAGACAAUGCCAUGGCUGUGUCCUCAACCAUUGUUGAACCAAUGUUAAAUCCUUUGAUCUACACCUUGAGAAACUCAGAGGUGAAAAACGUUUUGAGAAAAAUGUGGACGAAAAGCAGACCUUGA
Peromyscus californicus insignis is the source of this 918-nucleotide messenger RNA. Its product is annotated as olfactory receptor 4C6-like. Gene Ontology annotation, cellular component: membrane. Lineage: Eukaryota; Metazoa; Chordata; Mammalia; Rodentia; Cricetidae. Gene Ontology annotation, biological process: G protein-coupled receptor signaling pathway. The transcript has a single exon. The coding region runs from base 1 to 918 and encodes 305 amino acids. Gene Ontology annotation, molecular function: G protein-coupled receptor activity; olfactory receptor activity. The record is from RefSeq and is a predicted model, not a curated record.